AUGACUUUACUUAAGCUUGUGCCUGCAUCACUCAGGUCUAAUCUGUUAAGGCAAAACUGUUUGAGACUGAUCUCUAGCCGAUGCCCAGUAGAAUUUAGCAACGGCUCGACUCCAUGCCUCUAUAGAAAGUCAUCUUUUCUUUUAAGAGAAAUUGGUCAGCUUCGACCUAUUUCAACAUCUAACAGGAGGGCAAAUAUCAAAAAUGAAGAAAUUAAACUUACCGAGCGAGACUGUGAUGAGGUAGAUGUAUGCAUUGUUGGGGGAGGCCCAGCAGGCUUAAGCGCCGCAAUCAGAUUGAAGCAGUUAGCGAAUGAAGCUGGUAAUGAAGAUUUUCGGAUAAUUCUGUUGGAAAAAGCAGGAGAAAUUGGAGACCACAUAUUAUCAGGAGCGGUGAUUGAGCCUUCAGCCAUCAACGAGCUUAUUCCGGACUGGUUAUCAGACACAAAUGAAUACAAAUUCACAGGAUGUACACCUGUGACAGGUGAUAAAAUGCGAUUUCUUACCAAGUCCAGCUCUUUUCCAAUACCUGCACCACCUCAAAUGGAUAAUCAUGGAAAUUACAUUGUUAGUCUAAAUCAAUUUACCAAAUGGCUAGGGGAACGGGCUGAGCAACUCGGGGUAGAGGUUUUCCCCGGGUUCUCUGCUUCAGAAGUACUGUACAAAUCAGAUGGUUCGGUAAAAGGUGUUGCUACCAAUGAUUUUGGGAUCUCCAAGGACGGUGCUACAAAAUCAAACUUUGAAAGGGGCAUGGAAUUUCACGCUAGGACUACCUUAUUUGCAGAAGGCUGUCAUGGAAGUCUGAGCAAACAGGUUAUCAAAAAGUAUAACUUGCGGAGUGAGAGUCAGCCACAGACCUACGGCUUAGGUAUAAAAGAGGUAUGGGAAAUCCUUCCUCAAAAUUUCAAAAAAGGCCAAGUCUUUCAUACCAUGGGCUAUCCUCUUCCAACCGACACAUAUGGAGGCGGCUGGAUGUAUCAUUUUGGACAAAAUAUGGUAAGUAUUGGGCUAGUUGUAGGGCUAGACUAUCCUAAUCCAUGGCUAUCGCCUUACAAUGAAUUCCAAAAGAUGAAGCUUCACCCUCUUUACAAACAAUUUCUCGAGGGUGGUACCUGCAUUUCCUACGGUGCCCGGGCACUUAAUGAAGGUGGCUUUCAAUCUAUUCCUAAGCUGAUAUUUCCUGGUGGUGCUCUCAUCGGUGAUUCUGCCGGAUUUUUGAACGUUCCGAAAAUAAAAGGCACUCACACGUCGAUGAAAUCUGGGAUUCUUGCCGCAGAAGCAACAUGGAAGGCGCUGUCUGAAUCAGUUACGGGAGCCUCCCUUCUUUUUGGUUAUGAAAAGUCCGUGAGAGAGUCUAGCAUCUGGAAGGAAUUAAAAGAGGUGCGCAAUAUGCGUCCCUCUUUUCAUACCCCACUAAAUAUUUUUGGGGGAAUCAUUUAUUCCGGUCUGGAGGCUUUUAUUUUGAAAGGAAGAGUCCCAUGGACUCUCAGUCAUAGACGAACUGAUGCCUCGGCGACUAAGAGUGCUAAUGAAUGCACCAAAAUUGAAUAUGAGAAGCCAGAUGGGAAGAUAAGUUUUGAUAUAUUAACAAGUGUUAGUCGAACCGGAACCAACCAUGAGGAGGACCAACCAGUUCACUUACAAGUCAAGAACUGGGAAGAACAUACAAAAAAUACUUGGCCAAAGUACAAAGGAAUAGAAACUCGUUUUUGUCCUGCAGGCGUAUAUGAGUAUGUUGAAGAUAAAACAACAACCAUCGGAAUGAGGUUCCAAAUUAAUUCUCAGAACUGCAUUCAUUGUAAGACUUGUGAUAUAAAGGCACCAGAGCAAGAUAUUAACUGGCAAACACCUCAGGGCGGGGAAGGGCCAAAAUAUUUUAUGACUUAA
Molecule: messenger RNA, 1884 nt
Organism: Blumeria graminis f. sp. triticale
Lineage: Eukaryota; Fungi; Ascomycota; Leotiomycetes; Helotiales; Erysiphaceae
Source: the annotation of a GenBank genome assembly